Mus caroli (Ryukyu mouse) is the source of this 5564-nucleotide messenger RNA. NCBI's taxonomy places the organism in Eukaryota, Metazoa, Chordata, Mammalia, Rodentia, Muridae. The record is from RefSeq and is a predicted model, not a curated record.
CAUGUGCACUUCCUGUUCGCCAUCUCCUUCGGGGCCGAGGUUACUUCUGCCCUCCGGCCCGGCGCUCGGGCAGGGAGGGUGCGCGGUGGUCCGCGGCCUUGAGCUUGGGUGCCGGCCGGCGUGCAGUGCCCGGCUGCCCGAAGCGGAGCCGGGAAGGUUAGGGGCAGGGAGUCCACGUGCUCGGGGCUCGGUCUUGCACUGCAAACUCCGCCCCCGGCUGCCUUCCAGCAAAAUGCCUGGGUUCCCACCGCCGCCCCUCACGCGAGUUGGGGUAGCAAUUUCAUUGGGAAGCCGCGCUCUCGAGAUCUUCUUGCACUUGGUUUCUGCUUUAAAGCUUUCCUUUUUCCACCUUUUGGGUGGUGGUGGGAGGAGUCAUAAGUGCAGAGAAAUGACAGACUUUUUUUUUUUUCUUACUUGCAACUCCGCGGUGAGCGGUUAAUUAUUUCCAGAGUUCUGGAGAAAUCGUUCCAACUUCGUUUGAAUGUUCUAGUGAAGUUAAUGAAGGUAUUGAAGAGAUGCUGUAAAGCUUUCUGUAGGAAAGAAGAUAGACUGGAAAAUGAGUGUGUACCGACCACUGAGAACAGUUCAUAGUUGAGGAAGAAAAGUAAAUGAACUGAAGAGAAGUGAAGAGACAUUUACAUAAAGCCGGAAGACUGGAACACUGCAAACAGUUUAAAAAAUAUACGAGUAAAUGGGUCCAGUAAUUGGAAUGACUCCAGAUAAGAGAGCUGAGACCCCAGGAGCUGAGAAGGUUGCAGGACUGAGUCAGAUUUACAAAAUGGGAAGUUUGCCUGAGGCUGGGGACGCUGCCAGGCCGAAGGCCACUCUUGUGGGCAGUGAGUCAGCAGAUGAUGAGCUAACAAACUUGAACUGGCUUCAUGAGAGCAGUAACCUUCUAACAAACCUCAGGCUUGGAAGUGAAGGCCUUCCCAUGGUCAGCCCACUGUAUGACAUAGAGGGAGAUGAGAUGCCAUCCUUUGGACCAGCGUGCUACCAGAACCCAGAAAAAAAAUCAGCAACUUCAAAGCCCCCAUACUCCUUUAGUCUUCUCAUUUAUAUGGCUAUUGAACACUCGCCAAAUAAAUGUUUGCCUGUCAAAGAAAUUUACAGCUGGAUUCUGGAUCGCUUCCCAUACUUUGCCACUGCACCUACAGGCUGGAAGAAUUCUGUUCGGCAUAAUCUAUCCCUGAAUAAAUGCUUUCAGAAAGUGGAAAGAAGUCAUGGCAAGGUUAAUGGAAAAGGCUCCUUGUGGUGUGUUGAUCCAGAAUAUAAGCCCAAUCUUAUGCAGGCCUUAAAGAAGCAACCUUUUUCUUCUCCACAAAGUGCCGCUUUAUCACCUCACUACUUAAGCUCUGUUCUCAAGCAAAGGCAAGUGCAGACCCUUCAAGAAUCUGAUAUUGAUGCAGCCACUGCAAUGAUACUUUUAAAUACUUCAAUAGAACAAGAGAUUUUAGAAUGUGAGAAGCCACUGCCUCUUAAAACAUCACUGCAGAAGAAGAGGAGUUACGGCAGCGCGUUCAGUGCCCCCAGUGCUGUGCGACUGCAGGAGAGCCAGUCUCCAACCGCCAGCGUCGACCCAAAAGCAGACCACAACUACAGCGCCAACAGCGUGGCGGCCCAGCGUUGCGCAUCCAGGGCCAGCAUGUCUUCUCUGUCCUCUGUGGAUGAGGUGUAUGAGUUCAUCCCAAAGAGUAGCCACGGCGGGAGCGAUGGUAGCGAAGGCUUCCACAGUGAAGAGGAGACAGAUGCUGAGUAUGAGGAGGACCCUCUGGGAGACAGUGGCUACGCGCCGCAGCCUCAUGGAGACAGUACUCCGAAAGGGCAGCCAGGCCAAAAGAUCCCAAAACCAUCCUGUCAAGAGAUCGAUGAGGAGCUCAAAGAAGCAGCCGGGUCGCUGCUCCACCUCGCUGGAAUCCGCACUUGCCUUGGCUCCCUCAUAAGUACUGCGAAGGCACAGAGUCAGAAGCACCGGGAAAAGUAGAAAUGCACAGAGUGUGAAGUUAUCCUAAAGUGUGGCACUGCUCUUCUACUUAACUUUUUACAAGGAUAUCAGAGCCAUAGCGGAUGGACCUCUUCAGCUGAGGGUGGGGGAGGGAUGCCACUUGUUUCUUUCUAAAUCUUUUUGGUUGCUUUUCUUUUUUGUUUAAUUAAUCAGUUGCUCUUAGGAUCAUGCCUAAUUGUAAAUCUGACAUAAAGGACCCCACAAUUUAAUUUCUGUGAAUAAGUGUCUCCCAAAUUUGGAAAAUUUUGUAUAGGAAAAUUCUCAGGCUCUGUGUUAAACUUACAGGAAAAAAAGUCCCUUUUUCUAAUCGGUAAAAAAUUGGUAACUCGGACUUUUCCUUUUUCUUCCCAUUCUGCUAUUAACUAGUUACUGGCAUCUUUCUCACGUGCUUCUCUCCUGACACUGCAGAAGGGUGGAAGGGGGAUCUUUUGUCUUUGUUUUCAGGUUACUCUUUGUUACAGCAUGAGCAUAGCCUUAUGAAUUGGAAAGAUCCUAGAUGCCUAGAAGGUUCUCUGGUUUGUAGAGAAUAUAACUGCUCUAAGGAUUAGGAAAGGCCAUUUGGGGAUGUGGCUCAUCUUAAGACUAAGUCCUCCUGCAAUAGUUAUCUCUGAAAUGUUUUUACCUCACAGUUAAUGCAUAGCUUCACUGGGGCCUUUACCUUUUCCCAGAAUACUCUGCAAGUGUUUAAGUUUUAGCUGCUAGCUGUCUUUGUUAAGUAAGAAUUGUCUGAUGAGAGGAUACAGCCAGAGUGUGUCAUGGAAUGACAGUCAUCGUGACACACUUGUACCGAAAGAGAUCCUUGCAUUUGUUUUCUCAGCGUACUGUAAUGAAGAUGUGUUAUGACAUCAUAAGUAAAGGGAAGUCAUUGAGGGCAAGGCUUUCCAAACUUUGUAUAAUUGAAAUUAAAUGUGUAAGGAAUUAGAUUUAAAACAUUAUUAAAUGUUCCCAUUAAGGAAAAUACAGAGAUAAAUAUCUUCAGGGAUUUCAAAAUACAUGUAAAAAUUGGAUCUUACACAAAACUCUUUGAGAAGGCAAUGUAAUACCUGUAUGUGCCAUUAAUCCACGCUAAAAGAUUUUUAUAUUACUAUUUCAAAAGUGCAUUGGCUAAGAUAUUUUAAGUAUUUGAGUGGAACUGCUUAUGUAAGUCAGUUUUCAUAUCACUUACAGUUUGAUUAUAGUAUUUAGAGCAGGGAUACUAAUACUAUAACUCACAUAUAUAUUUUUUUACAGUGGUGAGAGAAACUUUGGGAAAGUUUAGUCUUAUCUCAUGAUACGUCCUGUAUUCUAGACAGCAACCUUUGAAUUUUUCUCAUUUAUAUGGAUAUAUACACUUGCUGUAUGCAACAUACAUAGGCUCAGGUUAGUUUCCUGCUUUCAAAUGUUUUUAUGACUAUGGACUUUUUUAAAGAGACAAAUGUUUUUAUUUUUACUUCUAUUUUUUUUUUCUGGGCAAUACUGUCAAAUGAGAAGAAAAACAGAAGCCUGUUUCUUAAUUAACAACACUUAAGCUAUAACAGUAUUGAUACACUCCCGUUUCCAUGUUAGUUGUAAUUAAAUCUGGAUAGCCAAAUUAAUGGAAUUGGUGCUACUAAAAUAUAGACAUUUUUCUUUUAUUGAUAAUGCAGGAUGAGGAAUUUGGAAUUUUUCUAAUUCAUAAAUGUCAUCUCUCCAGAAAACAAUUAUAUGAAGUUAGUUUUUACUGCAGUGAAUAAAACACCAAGCAGAAGUGUGAAGUGUGGUCUUAUUGUGGUACAAGUCUUGAAGAGAUGGUAGACUUGAGUGGAUAGCAGGGAAAUGUGAAGCAGGUCACCACGCCCUUCUGGGUGGACCGGUCACAGGGUCACCACAUUCCGUGCUCCACCAGCAGUAUGUCUCCCAAGUCCCUGUGCAGCGGGCACGUUGUUCUGCAAGUGGAAGAAAAUGGUCUGAAGUAGGAGGAAGGAGUUGUUCUCAGCUCCAAGAGAAAGACCUCUCCAGAAUUCGUGUUUAGGCAGUAACUUGAAUUCCUUUCCCUCCUCCUUCAAAUGGCCUCUUAAAGCAACAGCCAUUAGCAAGGAUGAUACGUGGCCGUGCACUCAAGACUAAUAAGCAGCGUUCCCGAACACCGCACACUUGGCUCUCUUACAGGAUUCGAUUUCUCACUUUUCAUUUGCUGCUGCGUCUAAGCAUCCACCUUCAAAGGGAGAGCCUUUGUGAUCUGGUCCCUUGUGCUGUUCUUGGAGACAGAUUAUGUUCCUGUUUGGUGUGCUCAGAUUGGAGCCUGGCUUGGAACCAUCCAGGCGACGAAUUGUAUGGGCUAGAAAUUCCCAAUAGAUAACAAGCUUUGUGUAUGAAGUAAACACGGCUUAGAAAUCCAGGGACAGCCCAGGUCUCAGUGAUUUAAAGCUGGUGUUGGCUAAGGUAUACUCUGUCUUACACCGAAACAAGAAUUUGGUUGGAACGAAUUCCAUUUCUAAUGGAUGCCUAAAAGAGGUUGGGUCUUACUGUUAACUGUUAACUUCAUUUUCCACUUUGCCAAGAGAAUCAGUGUUUCUUGAGUAUGACUUUGAAAUUUGUGCAAUAUAUUACUAAAAUAGUUGGGUUUUUUUUUUUUUUUUUGGUUUUUUUGUUUUUUGCUUUCAAAUUUAGAAUGAAACAUUGCCUAGAUCAGUAGAAAAGCAAGGGGUGUGCCACCCCCUUUCCUUGGAGCCUUUUCUGUUCUCAUAGCCAGCUCUACUUCUCUUGACUGGGAUUCCUCUGUAUAUUGUAAAGUUUAGCAUAUGUUCUCUGCUUUCUGAGGCAUUAUGUAAAGGGUUCAUACUAGAUGGUCAGUUAAAUACAUGUUUAGCAUUAGCGUAGUUCAAAGCUGGAGCAGGCGUUGAGGGAAUGCUUGUGUCUUGUAGACUGGAGGCCUUUUCAGUAGCUUAGGCUGUUGUCCCAGAUGAACAGCAGCUUAAUGCCUUUUGAAAACUAUAUAAAGCGACUUUAGAGGCUUUCAGGUUUACAUAUAUGUCGUAGGUAUUUUUUUUUUAAUUUUGAAAUGUUUGAGUUUUGAUUAAAGUUUACUCCAGUGUGUUAAUGAUGUAAUCAAAUAUUUAUUGAAAGGCAAAAUAGAAUAUUUUAAUGUUAUCCCUGCCAUUUUUCAAGAAUAUUCUUUGCAUCUAACUGCCAGUGCCAUUGUCAAACUUGUUUUCAAAAUUGUUGUACUUUUUUAUUAAACAGAGUGCUUAAUUUUAAAGUAUUAUGUUGCCAUCAUAUAGUGUAUAAAAUGUAAAAUUGCCAAUUCAUUGUACCUUUUAUUUAUUUUUAAACUAAAGUAUAAGAAUACCUUUUGAUUAAAGAAAUUUGUUAUUGUUUUUUUUUUCUGAUGUAGCAUAAAAACUUCUGAGUUUAACUGCCAAUAGAUGACCAGCCACAAGUGAACCACUUCUCAGUUGCCAGCCUUGCUUAUAGCAGAAGCAACUUACAAACAUUUAGUUUUUGUAUCUAAUCUCUGACUAUUAAAAUGUUUAUAAAGUUUAUUUUUACCAAAGAGAUGCAAUUCAUUAUGAUAAAGUUGCAGAAUAAAUGUCGUUUUAUAACA